Molecule: messenger RNA, 2683 nt
Organism: Dinoponera quadriceps
Lineage: Eukaryota; Metazoa; Arthropoda; Insecta; Hymenoptera; Formicidae
Gene: su(w[a])
Product: splicing factor, suppressor of white-apricot homolog
Exons: 8
Coding region: 51-2540 (829 amino acids)
Biological process (GO): RNA processing; mRNA 5'-splice site recognition
Molecular function (GO): RNA binding
Source: RefSeq, a predicted model, not a curated record
GAACGCAUCUGAAAACGUGAAGCGUAAUCGGAAGCGGUUACAGUCCGAAAAUGGCGUCGUCAAGUACUCAACGGUGGAUGGUGGACUCUGGAAUUCUGCGUAAAAAGAAUAACGACGAACAACCGCAGGAGCUAUUGGUCUUCGGAUAUAGCUGCAAAUUGUUUCGCGAUGAUGACAAGGCGAAAAUGAUUGAUCAGGGAAAGCAUUUGAUACCAUGGAUGGGCGAUAACACGUUGAAGAUAGACAGAUACGAUGGACGAGGCGCACUGGGUGACCUACGGAUUUACGAGCCACCGACAGGUGGUUUUGAACAACGGACCAUACUCACCGAGGAGGAGCUGAAAAUAGAGCAACUCUGUGACGAGGAGCGGUAUCGGUCUCUUUACCAUAAUGAUGAAGAGGAAUCAAUAUAUCAUGAAGAGGAAAUGAAGAGGCUGCAUCAAGCGCUAGAUUCUGAAACGUUUCAUCAAGUUGGAUACAAUUAUAACGAGGAUGAGAAUGGUCAUAAGGCUCCAUGUGAAGACUCGCAGAGUCCGAAACAGUCGGAAGGUUCGCAAGAAGAAGAUCAAGCAUUUAUUCCACCUCCUGAAUUGGAAAUCCCAGAAGGAAUAGUUCUACCGGAAACUCAAAAGCUGAAUGCCAUUAUAACGAAAACGGCAUUGUUUAUAAGCCGGCAAGGGAGCCAAAUGGAAAUUCUGAUAAAGGCGAAACAAGCAAACAAUCCGCAAUUUGCAUUCCUAUCGAUAGACGGGCCGCUUCAUCAAUAUUAUAGAUAUGUCCUCGAUGCUAUCAAGAGUGGGAAAUAUAAUCCUGAAAAGCAACCUGAGAAGGAAGAAUCAGAACCCGAGGAAGAAUCGGACGCGGAUGACGAACCGUACCUACAUCCAAGUCUCGCGCCGUCGUUUACAAAGAUCGAAGCGGCACCUAGUAUACCGAGUAUACAAUACAAGCCAUCGGCAGAUUGCGCGUAUUCCAUGCUUGUAAAUAAGAUCACGGGGAAGCCGCCGCCAUCUAAGGUGCCGCAAACGUUGGACACAUCAAUUCCGCCGAUGCCAUCUGCUGGGUAUUAUCAUCCGAUGCCACCACAGAAUUAUCCUUAUGCUGCUCCUAUGCAGUACUCGCACGGUCCAGUUAUAUACGGACCAAACGGACAGAUUCAGUCGUCCUCGCAGCUCGCCAUGCCGAAUGUUGUAUCGUCGUCGAAUGACACGAGCACGAUGCAAGUUCCAUCACCCAAGGAGUCACCAUCGCCGUUGGUACCAUACGGGAUACCCUCGCAGAAGCCGCUCAGUAGACCCUCCUUCAUCGUGCCACCGGCAGAUAUGCAGAUCAUAAUCGACAAAAUGGCGAGUUACGUGGCGAAGAACGGCCGGGACUUCGAGACGAUCGUCAAGAACAAGGGCGACCCCAGAUUCAAUUUCCUGGAGCUGUCGCAUCAAUAUCACGGUUACUACGCGCAUAAGUUGACAAUAUAUGAGGGCGCGAUAAAUCCCAAAGUGCUGACGGAAGAAGAACUGCUGCAGAAGCAAGAGCCGCAGGAGGAGAAGCAGAAGAAACUGGAGGAGCUACAGAAGAAGCAGCAGAGGAUGGAGGAAGUGCAGAAGCGUGUGAAGAUGAUCCAGGCGAAAAAGAAAGGUGGUGGUGACUCGGCGAAGGCGAAACAGAGCUUGCAGGGAACAAAACAGAUCACAACCGUGUCGUUUUCCAUCAAGAAGCCGAAGGAUGGUGAGAGCACAGUGAUAGAGAAGAGAAAUGCGCUACCGUUGGAAGAAAGCGACGAGGAGAUGGACAACGAUAAGAAGGACACGAGCUCCAAACCGGGUUCGCCUCAGGACGUCACCGAUGCGAAUUUCUCCUUGAACGUCGUCGAUAAAGAUCCAUCGAGGUCUGAAAAGAAACCAAAGAGCGAUGACAGGGAGCUGGUGGAUCUGACGGACGAUAUUCUCGAAGAUUGUCAGAAGGAGAUCAGACACAGGCAGGCUGAAGACAGGAUCAAAGAUAAGCUGAUGGCGGCUGCAAGGGAUAAGCUCGCGGCUACUUCCAGGGAAAAACAGUUGCAACUCGAGAGACGUAAAAAGGCUGCCAUGUUUCUCAGUCAGAUUCAAGCGCCGACGCUCAAGCCCGGCUCCGUUACGACGAAUUCGGGCUCUCGGAGAGACGACUUGGACGAAGUGCACUCCGUGCCGUCGCCGUCGCUGGAGGACAACAGCAGGUCGCAGGAUACGAAAACGUGCGGUAACUCGCUGAUGGACAGAUUGAAGAGUGCGGAUCUGAGUGGCAGUAGGUCGAGGAAACGUUCCAGAAGCCGGAGCGGAAGUCGUACAGAUAGGCACAAACUUCAUAAGAAGCACAAGAAAAAGAAGAGUUCCCAUCGAAGCAGUUACGAUAGUUCGAGUUCCUCGCGCUCGCACAGAUCCAAGAAGAGCAAGAAGUCAUCCUCGAGGCACAGAUCUCGCUCGCACAGCCCUUCGCACAGACACCAACACAAUUCACGACGGAGGAACAGCCACACGAGCCAUUCGGAUUCAAGUACGCCAUGAUGAGACAUUAUCUUUACACAAUUUAAAUAAAUUUAUAUAUAAAUGUGAAGUGUAUAUAGUUAUAUGUUUAAUACAUGUAUAAUUGCUUACAUAUUUCUUGACUGAACUAUGAUGGAUUUAAUACAUUUUUUGCCAUAAAGUAA